AUGGUCAAUGUCAGUGUCAACGAUUUCAGGAAAAGGUACAAUAUAUAUUCAGAAAUAUUCGGUAAUGAAAGGUUACACGACACUUUCCCUGGCCAAAAUACCGACGCAUUCGUCAGCGAUAGAAUAGAGGACCUCAAACAUUUGGAUUCCCUUAUAGACACUGAAGAUAUCACAAAUGAUAUCAUACAUGCUGAUCAGGAGUCCCCCAAAGUCACAAUGGCAAAGGAAUUCAUUCUGAGCCAAAGAACUUCCAUAAAAAAUGUAGCUGAUACUCAGAGUCUAUCAAGUGCUGAUAAUACCUCAGUCGGUAGUCCCAAAAAACAGUCCACCAUUGAGAAUCCCGUCACCCACAGUAGGAGCCAUAGUCAAACAUCCUCCUCCUCGGCAUCGACUUCUACUAGACAAAGCUCAGGUAAUGCCACCAUACAAUCUGCAUUUGCAUCAAAAUCUACAAAUUAUAGACCACCUCAGCCAAAUCAAGAUGUAGAAUCUCAAAAAACGAAGAAUAGCAACAACGGUACAUUCAUACCAAAGAGGAAACCUUCUUUACCUCAACUUGCCAUAGCGGGAUUGAAGAAGCAACCGAGUUUUUCAAGUGCUUCAAAUACUCCAACUCAAUCCACAUCAAGAAAAUCUCCAUUACAAGGUUUCGGUCUCUUUUCAAGAUCAAGUUCAAAGGACUUAACAGAACAUUUAAGUAAUCAGGCCCCCACGGCAACUUCACCAAAACUUUCUCAAGGUGCAGCCCGUCGUAGCAGCAGUUUACUAUCUUUAAAUGCUUCUACAUUGAAAAAUUUAACAUCUUCAUUACAAUCAAGAUCAUCUCAUGAUAAUACCAUCACUACUAUCGCGAUAAACAGUAACACUUCAAGAAAAACUUCAUCUGCAGAAGCCAAUUCUACACAAGCCUUCUAUCGUCAAUACGCUUCAACAAAAAGCUCUCAAACUUUGAAUUAUGCUGACUUACAUGCUUCUUCUUCUCAUAAUAGUAACAUCAAUGACCCAGUUGGACUUGGUAUCCAAACAAGAAGUUCAUCUGCCUCUUUAGCAACAAAGAGAUAUACAUCUGGUUCAUCAACCUCUUUUUCAACUUUCCACAAUAGUCAUAACUUUCAUACUCAAUCACAUCAUCACAGUCGUCGUAAUAGUAUGACUCCUUCCACCACGCCAUCAUCAAAAAGAAUGACUAGAACCUCUUCAAGAAAAUCUGCUAUAUAUCCAGCCUUAUUGUCAAGGAUAGCCACUAAAUUUAAAGCCAAGAUUCAAUUAGGUGAAUAUAAGAAGGAUGGUAUCUUGUAUCGUGAUUCCUUCUCUGGUAAACAUGCUGUUGACGUCAUUUGUGCUAUAAUAAGGAAUCCUGAUCGUAAUAUCGCUCUUUUACUGGGUAGAUCCUUGGAUGCACAGAAAUUGUUUCAUGAUGUGGUUUAUGAACAUAGAUUACGCGAUUCUCCCAACGAAAUUUAUGAAUUUACGGAUAAUUCAAGAUUUAUUGGGCCAGGAAAUACUGGUCCCAUGAGAAUCAGCUCACAGGAUCCAUUAUUACUGCUUUCUAACUCAAGUAAACAAAACUUGGAAUAUUCUGACCAAUUAGUAUCAUCAACAUCUACAUCGUCACUAAGUAGUGGACAAACUUUAACUAGAGAAAAUCAGCAUUUAGAAGAAGAAAAUAAAGAAGUCACUCCAUUACACAACGUUAAUGGAAUAUUCACCCUAUUAGCUGAAUGCUAUUCACCAACUUGUUCCCGUGAUAAGCUUUGUUACUCAAUCUCAUGUCCAAGACGUCUAGAGCAACAAGCAAGAUUAAACAUAAAACCUAACGGUGGUCUAAAACGUAACAUUUCAAUGGCAUUAGAAGAUGAUGAAGUAGAAAAGCCUUCAUGGACAAGUUCGGUAUCAGAAUCUGUUUGGAAAAAUUUAUCUAAGAAGGAAAUUAAAAGACAAGAAGCAAUAUAUGAAGUGUUUACCACUGAAAAAAACUUUGUUAAAUCUUUAGAAACUAUAAGAGACACUUUUAUGAGAACUUUAUCGGAAACAAAUAUUAUUCCUGUUGAUAUUCGUAAAAAUUUUAAUAAACACGUGUUUGCACACAUUAUGGAUAUUUAUUCAGUUAAUAGAAGAUUUCUUGAAGUUCUUAGCGACAGACAAAAAUCUUCUCCUGUUGUCCGCGGGAUUGGUGAUAUUUUACUAAGAUUUAUACCAUUUUUCGAACCUUUUGUUUCAUACGUUGCAUCAAGACCAUACGCUAAAUAUUUAAUUGAAACACAAAGAUCGGUAAACCCCUACUUUGCAAGAUUUGACGAUGACAUGAUGAAUUCGUCUUUAAGACAUGGUAUCGACUCAUUUUUAUCUCAGGGUGUCUCCAGGCCCGGUCGUUAUAUGCUUUUAGUAAAAGAACUUAUUAAAUCAACAGAUGAGGAAAAGGAUAAAAGAGACCUCGAGUAUUUGAAUAAAGCAAUGGAUGCAUUGCGUCAUUUCAUGAAAAGAAUUGACAAAGCUAGUGGCGCUGCUCAAGAUAGACAUGACGUUAAAUUGUUGAAACAAAAAAUACUAUUCAAAAAUGAAUACGUUAAUAUGGGUCUAAACGAUGAAAAACGUAAAAUCAAACACGAAGGUGUACUAUCAAGAAAAGAAUUAUCCAAGGCAGAUAAUACAACAGCGGGUGACAUCCAAUUCUAUUUGUUAGAUAAUAUGUUACUGUUUUUGAAGGCAAAAUCGGUCAACAAGUGGCAUCAACACAAAGUCUUUCAAAGACCUAUUCCAUUACCAUUGCUAUUUGCAUGUCCUUCUGAAGAUAUGCCUGCUUUGAGGAAAUAUAUUGGUGGCCAACCUGAUUCAUCCGGUACUAUUAUUCAACCGGAGUAUAAUUACUCAAAUACUCGUAACGCCAUCACAUUUUUAUAUUAUGGGGCAAAACAAAGAUAUCAAAUUACAUUGUAUGCCGCUCAAAUUGCGACUUUACAAACACUAUUAGAUAAAGUUCGCGUUGAACAGCAAAGGAUUAUUAAUGAAACAGAUAUGAUAAACGUUACCAAAAUUAGUGAUAAAUUUUUCGAUUACAGUAACAAGAUUAAUAGCGUCACAUCAUGUGAUGGUGGUAGAAAAUUACUUAUCGCAACUAAUUCAGGCCUUUAUAUGAGUAAUAUUAAAAGGCAAGAAAUUAAUACUGCAAAUAAUAAGAAAAAACCGUCGAUUUCAUUUUCUAUUCCUAUACAAUUGGUUCAUAGAAGCAACAUCCUGCAAAUCGCUGUUCUUGAUGAGUUUCAGACAAUUAUCCUACUUGUUGACAAAAAGUUAUAUUCUGUUCCAUUACAACUAUUACAGGCUGAUAAUUCAAAUACGGGAACAUCUUACUUCAAGAAGCAUAGUAAGGAGUUAAUUAAUCACGUGAAUUUCUUUUCUGAAGGUGACUGUAAUGGUAAAAGGUUGAUUGUAACGGCACAUAGUUCAUCACAUUCUAUUAAAUUUUUUGAAUUAGAACACCCACUUCUAUCAAAUAAUAUUAAUAACAAUACUAAUAAAAAGAAUAUUAAAAGAAAAAUUACUGAGGUCACCUUUGAUUCAGAACCUGUCUCCAUAUCUUUCCUGAAAGCGAACUUAUGUAUUGGUUGUAAGAAAGGUUUCCAAAUCGUGAGCAUCUCUCAGAAUGCUCAUGAAUCAUUAUUGGAUCCGGCAGAUACAUCGCUAGAGUUUGCUUUAAGAGACACUCUCAAACCAAUGGCAAUUUAUCGUGUCGGCAAUAUGUUUUUGUUGUGUUACGCUGAAUUUGCCUUUUUUGUAAAUAACCAAGGGUGGAGAAAGAAAGAAUCACAUAUUAUUCAUUGGGAAGGGGAACCUCAAAAGUUUGCCAUUUGGUAUCCCUAUAUAUUGGCUUUCGACUCUAAUUUUAUUGAAAUUAGAAAGAUUGAUACUGGUGAAUUAGUUAGAUGCAUAUUAGGAGAUAAGAUAAGACUGCUGCAAACAAACACUCAAGAGGUUUUGUACGCUUAUGAAGACUCAAGAGGCUAUGACACGGUAGCUUCGUUAGACUUUUGGGGCUAA
Molecule: messenger RNA, 4038 nt
Organism: Kazachstania africana CBS 2517
Lineage: Eukaryota; Fungi; Ascomycota; Saccharomycetes; Saccharomycetales; Saccharomycetaceae
Exons: 1
Coding region: 1-4038 (1345 amino acids)
Biological process (GO): intracellular signal transduction
Molecular function (GO): guanyl-nucleotide exchange factor activity
Source: RefSeq, a predicted model, not a curated record